Molecule: messenger RNA, 588 nt
Organism: Ostreobium quekettii
Lineage: Eukaryota; Viridiplantae; Chlorophyta; Ulvophyceae; Bryopsidales; Ostreobiaceae
Source: the annotation of a GenBank genome assembly
AUGCUGGCCGCGAAGACUUGUUCGAACCGCAGCCCGAUGGAGCACCUGUGGUGCGGCUACCGCUGGUCGCUGAGCCGGCGGCCGCUCCUGACCAAGUCCCUGACCUCGAUGGUGGGAUUCGUGGCCGGAGACAUGGUGGCCCAGUUGUCCGCGGGCGCCCGGCUUCGGCUUGCCGGUGCCAGGAAGUACGACGUGGGGCGCACGUUUCGGAUGGCGGUGUUCGGGGGAGCCAUUGCAGGGCCACUGUCCCACGUCUGGUUCCAGGCCCUGGACAAGACUGUCCUCCCAGACAUCCCGAAGCACCCCAUCGCUGUCGUCAUAAAGUCUGCUGCUGAUCAGCUCUUCAUGGCUCCCCUGGGGACGGUCCUCUUUUACACAUCCCUGAGGUCGAUGGAGUCCCAAGCGCACAUGGCGAUGGCAACAAUCAAAGCAAAGCUGGUGCCCACCCUGAAGAUCAACUACAAGUUUUGGCCCUUGGCACACAUCAUCAACUUUGCGAUGGUCCCUCCUCCGCUUCGCAUUCUUUAUGUCAAUUGCAUGUCAAUACUGUGGGCCGUGGUUUUGUCUCGCAUUGCCGCCACGACAUAG